CUUCGUGUGUAGUCAGAUGUUGGAGCAGCCGGAACUCAGAUCAGGACGGCAUCGCUCUGUGUGAGAGAAAGCAACUCAACAAAGUGACUGUUUUAGAUGACCGAGAGUGCUCGGUGAAAGACUACCGGCUACCCCAGGUCAUGGUGGGAUUCUUCGCGGGAUGAGAGCCACCAGGGGCCGCGCGCACUGGGGACAUCCAGGGCGCCGGUAGUGCGCACCCACUGGGGGCAGCGGUGGGUGGCAAGCAGUCGGGCGGACGGGCUCACGGUGGGGUCGGCCCCCUCCGGAUGACAAAGCGGGUAACCCGACCGAUGAAUAACUCGGGAGGAGCUCUCGCCCGAGAUCCAAGAUGAUCGCGGCGUUUUUCCCCCUGAAGAAACUGAGGCGCAAUGGCAAAUAUCUCUUGUUCGGGGCGAUUCUGCUGGUCGGAGCUGUGGCCGUCUACCAUGAGAUGGUCGCUGCAAAAGCAUGGAGCAGUGAAACCAGUAUGAAUCCCUACGCUGACAGCAGCAGCUGGAGGAGAGCCAUGUUUGACGAGAGGGUCAGGAGAGACCAGCAGCCACACUCCAUGGAGGAUUCAGCCGCUUGGAGAUCAAGCUACACUCCACAAACCUGGAAACCAGAGUAUAAGGGACAGGCCAAUCUGCACAUCUUUGAGGACUGGUGUGGCACUUCUACAGCUGACCUCAGCAAGAACCUGCACUACCCGCUGUAUCCUCAUUCCAGGAUUACAGUGUCAAAGCUGGCCGUCUCCCCUCAGUGGACAAACUAUGGGCUCAGGAUAUUCGGUUAUCUACAUCCAUACAGCGAUGGAGAGUUUGUGUUUGCUGUAAGCUCCGAUGACAACUCGGAAUUGUGGCUCAGCUCAGAUGAGUCUCCCCUUAACUUGCAGUUACUGGCAUGGGUUGGAAAGACUGGCACAGAAUGGACAGCCCCGGGCGAGUUUGACAAGUAUGCCAGUCAGAUCUCCAAACCAGUUAGGCUGUCUGCUCAGAAGAGGUACUUUUUCGAGGUUAUCCACAAGCAGAACGACAAAGGAACUGACCAUGUGGAGGUGGCAUGGCGGCUCCAGGAUCGAGGCAGGUUCAGUGUUAUUGAAUCCAGUCACAUCUCCCUCUAUGUUAAUGAGUCUGCCUUGUUAAUGAGUGACGUAGCCCACAUACCACAGACGGCUGCGAGCCACCAGCACACACCCACAAGGCAGCAGAGUGCCGCAGCAGACAUUUUGAGGGAGGACCCACGAGACACUCUCUACCACGUGCCUUUGAUAAACAGCAAGUUCCUACAUGGUGUUCUGCCUGACUGCUCGUACAAACCCAGCUACAUUAUAAAAGACUUUCCGCUUGUCCGCUACCAAGGACUGCAGUUUGUCCACAUGUCCUACAUCUACCCCAACGACUACACUCGCCUCACACACAUGGAGACGGAGAACAGCUGCUUCUACCCAGAAAACCCUUACUACAUGAAGAUGUUCGGUGUCUCUAGAUACAUGAGAUUAGACCGUCCUGAUACGUGGGAGACAGAAAACAUAGGCAGAGGUUUUGGUUUCCAGAGGAGGAAAUCAGUGCAAGAGGAGGACGAGUAUGACAAUGAAGCCUAUCGAAGAGAAAAGGCAGUCAGGCAGGACGGGGUGAAUAACGGCCUUUUUCCAGACUAUGGUGACGAUUAUGACGAUUACAUUCAGAGACGCAGGCGCAAACUCUUCUCCUUAGUCAUGCAAGAAACUAACAACACGCGGAAGAACAUAUCUGAAACAAGACUGCACAUAGAUGAGUUGCAGAGGAGGCAGGGGAAAGACGGUGUCUCAAAGCGAAAGCCACAGAAACCAGCUGAGAGUCUGCAGUCAACACAAACCCUAAAAUAUCACCUGCAACAGAACAGGACGGAAGUAAGGCUUGAGGGCCAGGUUAUAAAAGCAGGACAGGUGAAACCAAUGAAAGCAAAAGGAAAGUCAAAAUCAAAAAAGAGAAAAAAGCUCAAAUCGGUACAGACCGUUGUGAGACCAGGACAGACAACCCCAGUGAUACCAGUGGACAGAGAGCAGUUUAAAGCACUGGAGGUGUCCCGUAAAAUGAAUAAUACCCAAAUCAAGAGACUUAAGGACUCAAAGAUUCAACCCUUAGAGAGAGUCACUCCUCUGCUUGAAAAGCCCACAGAGGCCCCGCAGCGAAGGGUUGGAAUCAGAGACAUGGAGCUCCAUCCAGGCGUCCUGGAGCGCCCUGCAGUAAACCUUAAUCAGCGGGACACAGUUACCAGAAAACGCCUCAGGGAUAAAGACACAGAGAUGAAAAUGCCUCUGCAAGAUCUGGAAAAUAGCAUCCACAGAGUAAGGAUGGUCACCAAAGGCAAAAUACACAAAAGGCAGUGGGACAUGGGAGAGGAGAACCAAGCAGGGGAGGAAGAUGAAGUUCGCAACAGGGCUGUGAGGCAGAGAGACACCUGGGAGGGGGAGAGAGACAAUCUAUGGGGACCAGGGGACGACUUUGAAGGUGCGGAUGAUGAGGACCUUACCCCCGCACCAGUGUUUGACACUGAGGUCAACUGGAGCCAGACCUUCCAGGUGAGCCAGCUGGACCUUCAGGCAAUGCGAUCAGAUUCCAUCGACCUGCGCUGCAACAUCUCAGGCAACCUGCUCCUCAGCUCCAGUGACGCUCUGCCCACGGUCAGGGCUUUCAUGGACCAACUCAAUGAAAAGCACCACGGGCGGUUCACGUUGGUGCGCGUGGUUAACGUGGUGAAGCGCGUGGACGGGGUCAAGGGCAGCCGCUACCUUCUGGAGCUGGAGCUGAAAGAUGUUGACGGCCAGCUGCUGCGGCUGUCGCACUACAUCUACACUCUGAUUCGCUACAGCAGGCACCGCAGCAUGGACUUCAAUUUCCAACACCAGAAACCUCAGCUGGUGAUGUGUAACCCGGUGGGCUUCCGCUGGAAUCCUGUCGCCACCGUCCACUUCAUAGUACCUGUGAAAAACCAGGCUCGAUGGGUGCAGCAGCUGAUCACAGAUAUGGAACAACUCUUCCGAGCAACCGGAGACGCCAACUUCAAUCUCAUCAUCACUGACUACAACAGCACUGACAUGGAUGUGAGGAAGGCUCUAAAGAAGUCCUCGCUCCCCAGGUACCAGUAUGUGAAGCUGAGCGGAAACUUUGAGCGCUCUGCUGGUCUGCAGGCGGGCAUCAACCUCAUAAAUGAUGACCACAGCAUUGUGUUUCUUUGUGACCUCCACAUCCACUUCCCUCCCUCCAUCAUCGACACCAUCAGGAAGCACUGUGUGGAGGGAUACAUGGCUUUCGCUCCAAUAGUGCUGAGACUGGACUGCGGGGCUACGCCACUGGAUGCCAGAGGUUACUGGGAGGUCAAUGGCUUUGGCCUGCUUGGGAUCUAUAAGUCAGAUCUGGACGCAGUGGGAGGAAUGAACACCAAGGAAUUCAAAGACCGCUGGGGAGGAGAAGACUGGGAGCUCCUGGACAGGAUCCUCCAGGCAGGACUGGAAGUGGAGAGGAUCUACUUACGAAACUUCUUCCACCACUAUCACUCCAAACGUGGCAUGUGGAACCGGCAGGUGUUGCCCAGCCACAGAUGACCUUGUGGGCCUGCCUGCUGCACCAUGACCACAGUCGCCACGGUUACAACCACGGCAACCAGAGCACUUUAAGGCCGUAGCACGAUUCCUGCUACAUAACCGUAAUAGCUGCUGACCGACAGAGAGGGUGACACAGGAUUGGAUGCUGUCUCUGUUCACUUCAGCUCUGUGAAAAAAGCAACUCAGUGUCGGCCGUGAGGGUCGUUGCUAAGGAGGUACUACUGAUCUGCUCAGAGUUUAUUUCACUGGAUGUACUCAUGACUACUGAGAGGGUACUGGCGGAUGAGUGCCAUUGACUGUGUGAUGUUUGAAAUGAAGAUACAGUUGUGCACCAUGUCGCUGACUAACACUUUCACAAUCUGCACUACUGGCUGCAAGGAACUGACCUGAUCCAAAGAUAAAACGUAAAUACAGUGACUGUGCACACUCCGAGGAUCUAGACACACAAGUGUCCACUGAUAUCAUAACGAUCAGAAGUCUUGCACACGAGUCUUAACUGAAAACGCAAAUUGUUUGUCUGUUUGUGACAAAGAUAUAUAAGUGUUUGACUGCAGAUUGUGUCUAUGCUAAACACAACCUUAUUUGUCGUGGUAAAUUAUAGAAAACUUUAUAUUUAUUUUAUCAAUAUUUGUAGGAUUUCAUUUGUGGUUUUUUUUCAUUUGAGUCUGGCGUGUCUAGAAACAGACGAUAACAUUUCAGAAAAGCGUACCUCAGUUUACCUGUCAAGUGCUCUCCAAGUUUUCUAUGUUCCCUUACAGUUUUUUUCUGAUUGAUUCGGCACUAUCUUUUAAACAAAGCCUAAUUUUGCAAAACUCCACACACUAACCUCAAAACCUUUCACGAAAGCUGCAAAACAUUAUACAGCUCUUGCAAAAGCAAACAAUUCCUGCAAAACUCCUCAAGCUCUCAUUUGAAUAACCACAUGAAGCAGCAACUAAACACUGAUAGAAAGAGCGAAAAACACUUGUGGCUUUUGCUUUUCCUGUGUGACAGGCAGAGCAGUCUUAUCAUGCAUGUAGUUAACACACAUACGCACAGAUGUCCAAAUGUUUGAUGUGUAUUCUGAGCACUAUCAGUACUAAUGGGGAAGAGAUUACAUUUUUUUUUCUGAAAAUGUUCUUUUUGUUUUAUCUAAUGAUUCAAGAUCACAUGGUAUGGAGCACAAACAUAACACACAAUAAUAAGAGGACGAUGGCACGCGAGAUGGCGAAAGUACAAAUGUUUUUUAAACAAAGGACAGACAUUCUUCAAAAAAGUACCUAGGUUAAAAAUAACUUUUAGCUUAACUGACUAGUAACGAAAUUAAUUUAAACAUCAGUGAGCGGUUUAAAUAAUACUUUGGCAAAUGCCUUUCUCUAUAAUUCAUUAAGCUUACUUUGUGACAAUCAGAAGAAACAUGCUACUCGUCUCCCUCUGACAAUUGUCAUCGCAGAGGUUGCAGAUCAUAUGGUUUCUAUCCAGCCAUUUAUAUCUUUUAGUGACUUCAAGAACAUUGGGUUUUAUGUAACAGAUGUUUAAAUUCUAAUGAUGAUAAUACAUUUUGUUUAUCGGCGCCUUUCAAGGACAACUUACGAGACACAGUUAAAAAACAACAAGCCGCAGUGUAUCCAUAGAUCAUUAAAUUAAACAAUUCUGUAAUAUACAAUAAAAGUUAAUAAAAUGACAAAAUCACAAUUAUAAAUAUUAGGUAAAUAUUAGGUAUAAAAUCAUCAUCAUAAAAUCACUAUCAGUGCAGGUCACCAUAUGUGUGUCACCAUUAAAUCAGACCGAAUAUGCCAGCUUGAAACUACAUACAUACUACAUAAAUAUCACAUGAUGUCAUACGUCUGAGCUCAGUCUGCCCUUUUGCAUAAACACUCCUUUAACACAGUUGUUCGCAACUGGUGGGUCGCGGUCCAAAAGUGGGUCGUGGAUCCAAUCUGAAUGGACCACAAGUGACUCGCAAAUGUGUCAAGUUUGUAAAAAACACACUUUAUAUUUAAGUACAGUGAAUUUCUGGCACAGAGCUUUUAUUUUGAAGUGUCGUUUCCUGCUGUAGAUUGAGUGAAUAAUGGACAACUACUUGACAGAGACAGCAAACUAGCUCAACAGCAUGGCCAAACACAAGCAUGAUGCUAAAUAUAUUAAACUGUGUGGACCUUGAACUAAUGACUAAGGAGAAACCUGUACCCCAUGGAUGGACCAGCUGGGAACCACUGCUCUAACACACUCUAAAAGAACAGACAAAAUUAGGCUAAAUCUCCCCUGCUUCGAGAGUCUAACCAUAAGACUGUAGAGCUCAAGCUCUGAUUUGUAAGAGAAGUCAUUAUCUGAGGACUGCAACUACUAUUUUCAUUAGAAACUACUCUGCCUGUUAUUUUCACAGUAAAUCGAUUAAUUGUUUAGUCAGUAAAAUUGUGAAUAAUGCUCAUCACAUUUUCCCAGAACCCAAAGUGACGUCUUAAAUUUGCUGCUUUUGUCCAACCAACGGUCCAAAAACCCAAAGCCUCUUUAUUUACAAUCAUACACGGCAAUGAAAAGCAGCAAAUUCUCACUUUUAAGACGCGGGAACCAUCUCUUUUUUUGUUUGCUCGAAAAAUUACAGAAACAAUUAACUUAUCAUCAAAAUAGUUGCCGGUUACUUUUCUUUUCAUCAACUAAUUGUUAAAUCAUGUAAUAGCUGACCCCCAAAGCAGAGAACAUGCAUUCAGUUUGGCCCACUUGGUGAACGCGUUGGCUACGAGUGCUAAUAGUUUCAGAGAUACUGCUUCAAGAAUCACUGAUAGUGUGAGAUCAUUCAGAAAAAAACUGUAAAUAUGAAAUGUGCCUUCUGUUGUGACUGUUAUUCAGGUACUGGGACCACACAACACUGUUUUUACAACUGGACAAGCCUUGAACCGGAAAAAAUAAUUAUCAGAUUUCCAUGGCUGUGUUGUUUAGUAUGUCAGAGAAGGACUGUCAGUUAUAUUUGGACAGGUGUGUUUGUGUUGCCUGAUGCAUCACAGACAUUUCUGGCGCAUGAAUCAUAAAUGAAAUAUCAGAAAACUGAAACAAUGCAUUAAUGUGACAUUUUCUGGCCGUUCUCCUUACAGUGACACUUACCAAAGAUGUCAGUUUAAAGCUGGCUGACUGUAUUCCUCUGAAGAAAAGUUUUGUUUUGUUUUGUUUUGUUUUGUUUUGUUUUUUAAAAAAAGAGCAGGAUUUGUUUAAUGAUGUCAGGUUCUUGGAAAUGUUGUCUGUGUGAGUGUAGCAUUAAGGGACAUUUUUACUGUAGUUUUAGUGUAAUUUAUGUCUGUGCAGACAGCUUCUGUUAUUUCAUUGAUCUACCUGCUGAAUUUGAUUGUUGUUUUUCAAAAGAUGAAUUGUUUAGAUGACUUUCAAAAUCAAUGUUUUUGGGCUCAGUCUAUGAAGUUUCCUGUUCUAACGUUGGGAUUAUUGUUUUCACUGUCAACAGAUAGGAAAUACAGUGGAUAAGAAAUGAUCUUGUUUAUUUAUCAGAUUGUUUUUAUUGUUAUUUAAGACAAAACUAAUGGCAGCAUUUUUUUCUGAUUGCUCACAUUCCAUUUUAACAAACUUGUGCCUUUCUUAUUCUUCUGAAUUUGAUACACAUUGAACUGCUUCACUUGUUUUUUUAGGACAGUGUGAAAUCACAACACCAUUCUGGUCUGAUGCCAGCCUUUGCUGGUGGUUUUGGUUUGUAACGCUGCCAAGAAUCAAAGCACUGAAGCUUUUGAAAUGUGGUUUCUAGUUUGGUCAGGGUGUUUGAUGCUUUCCUCUUUUACUACUCCUUCAUCUCUUACUUUGAUGUCUUUAGAUAUACCUCAUGUGCUGGGACUUAACCUCUGCCUUACUGUACAGUUCUGUAUGAGUCUCUUCUCUCAGGGACAUGUUUUCUUUAUCACCUUUUUACACUGCCUUGACAAAUCUGAGGAAUAAACCUCUCUUGCCUUUCUUUUCAUGA
Epinephelus fuscoguttatus (brown-marbled grouper) is the source of this 7523-nucleotide messenger RNA. It is a transcript of the gene b4galnt3b, whose product is annotated as beta-1,4-N-acetyl-galactosaminyl transferase 3b. The record is from RefSeq and is a predicted model, not a curated record. Gene Ontology annotation, molecular function: acetylgalactosaminyltransferase activity. Gene Ontology annotation, cellular component: Golgi cisterna membrane. Lineage: Eukaryota; Metazoa; Chordata; Actinopteri; Perciformes; Serranidae. The transcript is spliced from 20 exons. Bases 350 to 3583 code for a protein of 1077 amino acids.